ACAACUUGUCUGGAGGGAGAACAGAACGAGGGGGGGGGGACACACUUCCGUGGCGGAUGCUGAGGUGAUCGAUCAGAUGGUUUUCACGGGAAUAGACGGGUCGAUCUCCGGGCGGAUAGAUCUGGUGUAAUGACGCCAUGGCAUGACGCCCAAAAGGAACAGGCCAGCAUGCCAAUUAGACUUGGGGGAAUGCUUUAGCAGCUGUGCUGUGGUGUGCGUGUGCGUGUGUGGUGUGAUCGGCUGUUCCUGUCAGCCAGCCUAUAUCUCUCUCGAGUUCCCCCCUCUCUCCCUAAAAUGCAGGGGAAUUGCUCUGCGCCGUCCCUCAAAAGUAAUGCUAGCAGAUCCAUGGCGCACGCACCUAGUGCUUUUCCUCAACACCGCUUCCUCCCAUCCUUAUUACACGACCAUUGUCAUCUUCAUAAUCACCCUUGCCGCAGGUCUGCCCGCCUCGCCUUUCCCGCAGCCCCUCUCACUCCCAUCCUCGCUUCCCCGCUCUCGACCCCAACACCAAGCAUUCACGACCACCACGGCAUGGCAUCAUGCAUCGUCCCAAACACACCCAGUACCAGUAUACCCCCUCCAACAUGGACUGCCACACCCCCAACGCCCCCUGCAGUCUCUCUCUCGCAUCGUCCACGCUCCGUUCACGUCCCCCCUUGUAUCAAAAAUCACUCAGACCCUUCCGUCGUCGUCAAACGGAGGGCUUCUCUCCCGCCAACCCCCGUCUCAAAACCCCUCCCGCCAAUACCCGAUUCCACACAUUCUGGGCCCAAUGCGUCGCUCCCCACUGUUUCCAGUCGUCGUCAAGAUACGUCCAAACCUCGCCCUCUCUUCCACAUUGGUACCGACGAUCCAGAAAUGGAAGGUCAUGACCAGCCAAGUGACGUUCCGUGUUCGUCGUCCGUCUCCAAGGAAAACUCGAGACGUUGUCAUGCCCUCUCGGAACUGCUCUCUACAGAACUGGGCUACCUGAUCGACCUCAGAAUACUCGUCUGCGUUUACCUUCGUUUGCUUCCCGUACUCGUAAGCCGCAGUGCUUCGUCCAGCACCCACGCUUCGUCGUCUAAUCUUAGCGCGGCUCCCAUUUCCCGCACCCCUUCUCUCCUUGGCAUGUCGUACCUCGGUGGCAAUCCACGUGCCCCUUCCAAUCAACAUAUCAACGGUACCAAACCAUUUUCAUUCACACACUCCACAGACUGUUACGCACACAACUUGCUUAUCUUCCAGCCUUUGCCCCCUGCAAAGGAUAAGGAUAAAUGUUCACCUCGCCAUCUGUUCUCUUCGUCGGAUUUGGAUAUAGUUACCCGAAAUGCGGAUCAGAUCUUGGAAUUCCACGAAAACCUCGUGCGUCGACUGCGCGCCGCGGUCGCUCAGUUUGGUUUUCCCAUGAAGUGGAGUGUUGAGGACACGCUGGAGCGGCCCGCCAAUCCUGCCGACUUGCAACGUGCAAUCGAUGCGGUCUCAACCGUCUUCAUCGAACACGCUUCUAGCUUCGACCGUUAUCGAAGCUUCUGCUCAGGCCAUCCAGAUGCAUUGAAUGUACUGCACAAGGUUCAACAGAAGUACCCAUCCGAAUGGGAGGCGUUCGAACAGCGGUGUGCCGAUAUCGCCACAGAAAUAUUGACGGAAACCUCUCCACACUCUCCACAGGGGACGAAGCCAGAUGAUCAUCAAGGUUCCCCUGUGGCUUUGGACACCGGUUCGAUGUCAUCCAGGAAGAAGCGGCGACAUUCACUCUCGUCCCUGGACGUCUCUACUCGCGCUCAGGUCCUCCCCCACGUCCUGUCGAGCUUCAACUUGAAACCACCCAAUAUCAGCGCUUCCGAAAAUGGUCACAACGAUAGCGCUACUGGUGUUCGGCGUCCUCGCCUUCUCUUCGUAGACUACCUGAUCAAGCCGGUCCAAAGGAUUUGCAAGUACCCACUACUUCUCGACCAACUCCAGUUUACUAUUCCGGCCCAAGAGCCCGAUUUCGGUCCCUGUCACGAAGUUAUCGAGCGUGCUGCCCACGUGAUGCGUACUGUGACCAGUUCAGUGGACGAGGCUAGCCGGCAGCAGGACCUUGCCGUCAAAACUAGCCUCAUCGUGUCCAGAAUAUGUCAGGGUAUCGCUGCAUCUACGACAAACUCCGGUUCGCAAUACCUGACCCCUGGAUUUCUCUUGUCCCUGGGUUCCUGUCAGAUAGUUGGCUCCUUAGAUGUCAUUUAUUACUACGGAUCAAGUUUGGGGAAUCAGGGCACGGUCAAGGCCAAGUACCUCGGCGCUUUUCUGUUCACUGGUGGCUUCUUCGUGCUCGCCAAAGUGGCCAAACUAAAAGCAUACGAACCGAGGCAUUGGUUCAGCUUGAAAGGGUUUGAGCUCACGGAUUCGAGUACGGAUGGCGGAUUACUUCCAAGCUGGUUCCGCCUGUCAUUUAAGGGGCAUACGUUUGAACUCGCGGCGUCGUGUCGGCGUGAGAAAGAUAUCUGGAUGGACGUUAUUCGCAGUGCUCUGUCCGAAGAACCGACAUGGAAUGGUGAUCCGCCAACGAGUUUUCACGGUGACGGUAGAACCGACAUAGUCGUAGAAGACGUUCCCUUCGAGAUUGUCGCUCCUUUGCCAACCAUUCACUCUAUUCCGGAGUUGGAGAGCGAUGCCGACUUUUCGGCGACGGGAGAGGUUGCUUGUAAUCCUGCCGACAUGUUGAACUCCUGUCGAACGAACCAUCGAGUGGACUACGCCAAGGUUGACAUGGUUAGCCGUCGGGCUUCUGCGGUUUCGUGCAAGUUUUACCCAACGUCAUCAGUGGAAUCGGGCACAUUUCACCUCGUCAGAUCUACCACUCCAGCCCGGGAGCAGGUCGAACGUGAUUUGCUGGACGUGUUUUCGGAGACACUACUCGCUGCGCGCUACCAAGCUAGCGCACUCGAGGAGGAUCUCUUUGAGGGACGAACGGUCGCUCGCUCAUUCUCUCGCUCGAGUUCAGGCUUGACCAUGGCAAGCGCGGUGAGCGUCGCUGCAAAGAACAAGCUUACUAGGCGUGAAAGCGUGCUUGUUCCUCGGCGGGCGAGCUUUAUUGACGCUGGAAACAACUCGUCCCUUGACGUGGAGACAUGUGGACCAGUACUGCGUCCCAAUAGGCCAGUAAGAAAGCGACGGCAACCGAAGAAGCUCAAGGUUAUCAUGGCUAAACCAGUGGGGUCUGAGGAUGUGUUUGUAGAGUCGCCUUCACCAGUGUCACAUUGUUCAUCCACGUCGGUCACUGCACUGGCCACUCCUCUGGAUUCACCUGGUCCCAUCACGACCAACUUGCCCGGACUUGAGAGUGGCAUCGCACGCCAGGAUUCGUUCAGAUCGCAUCAGCAAGGUUGCACACCCAAACGCAGCCGUUCGAUGAUCGAAAACGUUCGGGGCUUGUUCGUCUCUCGUUCGGCAUCGCCUGUCUCGGUGCUGGUACGUGAACCCUCCGUCGGGAGUGGUACGUCCGGCAAAGGUUUACUCAAAUGGUGGUCGAGAGAGACGUUCAGGCACCGCUCGCGGAGUGCACCUGACACCCCCAGGGACGAACUCCCGACGUCCAAGUCACUCGGGCCUGAGGUACGGCGCCCGUCGAUUCUCCUCACAGAUCGGCCGUACUCCUCCCAGUCCGACCUCAAGCGUUUGUCGCUACCGAGUCAUAGACAUGGUCCCUCCACCCAGAGGCAGGGGCACGUCAGGCAUUCAUCAGUUGAUUUCGAGCUUGGGUAUGAGGGCCCUGCAAGGGGAAAGUUGUUUUCGACGCGUUCCAGGAGAGCUUCUAUGUCUUUGACAGCCAGCCUGCGCGACCGGGAAGGAGAAUGUGCUGGGAGUGCCGGGGUAUCCAAGUUACGGAGGAGUCUGUCAUUCUUCCAGCGGUUGACGCCAAUGGGUAGCGCUGCAUCGUAGAGAUGAGUAUUGGGAACAUGUGCAUCGCAUCGCACCUGGAUAACAAGAAGGUUGUACACUAUCAUCGAUUUGCAUAAACUUACACAAGAGCUUCAUUAUAUUUUCACUUCAACUAUUUUGGCUAGGAUACAUUACCUGCAUUGCAUGUCCUGCACUUUUCGGUUUACUACUGUCCAAGAACGCGG
Molecule: messenger RNA, 4088 nt
Organism: Pisolithus orientalis
Lineage: Eukaryota; Fungi; Basidiomycota; Agaricomycetes; Boletales; Pisolithaceae
Exons: 4
Coding region: 295-3903 (1202 amino acids)
Molecular function (GO): guanyl-nucleotide exchange factor activity
Source: RefSeq, a predicted model, not a curated record